Messenger RNA from Mauremys reevesii (Reeves's turtle), 1539 nucleotides. RefSeq names its product hydroxysteroid 17-beta dehydrogenase 3 (gene HSD17B3). The transcript is spliced from 11 exons. Gene Ontology annotation, cellular component: endoplasmic reticulum. Gene Ontology annotation, molecular function: oxidoreductase activity. The record is from RefSeq and is a predicted model, not a curated record. Lineage: Eukaryota; Metazoa; Chordata; Testudines; Geoemydidae. The coding region runs from base 79 to 1011 and encodes 310 amino acids.
AGAGUAGCAGUGCGCUAGGAGGCAGUUAAGGGGAAGAUAGUGUUGGUAUUUCAUCCAAGCUCACUGGAUCUGUUCACCAUGGGAGAGUUCCAACAGCAGCUGCUCACUCUUUUGGGGGGUCUAAUUUGUCUGUUUACUCUGGUGAAAUUCAUUAGAUUUUUGAAGUAUUUUUUCCCAUAUGUAUGGAAUGCUUUGCCUCAGUCUUUCUUUCGGUCAAUGGGAGAAUGGGCAGUGGUCACAGGAGCAGGAGAUGGAAUUGGAAAAGCAUAUUCCCUGGAGCUGGCAAAACAUGGAUUAAAUAUUGUUAUGAUAAGCAGAACACUUGAAAAACUGCAGAAAGUAGCCACUGAAAUUGAACAGGCCACAGGUAGAAAUGUGAAGAUCAUACAAGCUGACUUUACAAAAGAUUACAUAUAUGAGAAUAUUGAAGAAUGUCUUCAAGGCUUAGAAAUUGGCAUUUUGGUUAACAAUGUUGGAAUGCUUCAUAAUCCUCUUCCAUGCCGUUUCCUUAAUGGAGUAGACACAGACGAGAACCUCAUCAGCUGCAACAUUAUCUCUGUUAUCAAGAUGACACGAAUAAUUUUGAAACAAAUGGAGCCAAGACAAAAAGGACUUAUUCUGAACCUUUCUUCUGGUUUGGGCACCUUCCCUUGUCCAUUAUAUACUAUAUAUUCGGCUUCUAAAGCUUUUGUAUGCACAUUUUCCAAAGCACUUCAAGCAGAAUAUAAGGCAAAGGGAAUUACCAUACAGGUGGUGGCUCCUUAUGCUGUUUCUACUCCAAUGACAAUGUACCAAAAACCCAAUCUCAUAACAAAGACUGCGGAGGAGUUUGUUAGAGAAUCACUGUUUUAUGUUACUGUUGGAGAGGAGACAUUUGGUUGUUUAGCCCAUGAGAUCUUGGCGUGCAUCCUGCAGCUCAUUCCGUUGUGGGUAUUCCACAGUGACAGAUUUCAAGAGGUGUUCCUGAACACAUUUCCGAAUUACCUGAAGAGGAACUGGAAGAGCCCCUAACAAAAUCAACUUUUUAGACUGUGUGAAAUUGUGAAUCCUAGAUUCAUACACUAUAAUUCUGGGGGCUAAAUUCAGCUCUGGGUGAAUUUGGCCCAACAUGCUUACUGAAGAAGUUUGCUAAGGGCCUGAUCCAAAGGCCAUUGAAGUCAAUGUUUUUCCAAUGACUUCAAUGGGCUUUGGAUCAGUUACAGAGGGAUGGGAUGCUACAGCUGCUUUUGCUUCUUUAAACUGAGCUUGUAGAUGCUGGGUAGCUACAGCUGUUUUGAUGUUUACAAAUAAGACCAUUUGCAUUAUUUCCAAACAUAGGUUUGUUUGCUUUGAUGCUUUUAGGAAGACUCGCAUGAUCUGUGAAGGGGCUUUGGAUUUUUGUGGGAGGACACACAGAUUUUGCUGGAGGAGGAGGAGAUCGUGGGAAGAAGUUUUAGAGGAUGGAGGGAAUCUGUGCAUAGGGGCUUUGGAAGUUUGCAGGAACAGUGUGUAUUAGUGGAAAGGGCUUUGGAGUCCUCCAAAGCAUUUUAUAUGAAUCCC